Messenger RNA from Lampris incognitus (smalleye Pacific opah), 2315 nucleotides. RefSeq names its product acyl-CoA-binding domain-containing protein 5A-like. Gene Ontology annotation, biological process: fatty acid metabolic process; autophagy of peroxisome. The record is from RefSeq and is a predicted model, not a curated record. Gene Ontology annotation, cellular component: peroxisome. Gene Ontology annotation, molecular function: fatty-acyl-CoA binding. The transcript is spliced from 11 exons. The coding region runs from base 392 to 1708 and encodes 438 amino acids. NCBI's taxonomy places the organism in Eukaryota, Metazoa, Chordata, Actinopteri, Lampriformes, Lampridae.
CAGAGCCGAUAAUGAUGUGUGAACCGUCCGGCUCAUCCUUGACCGAAUUUGAGACUGGCUUAAUGAACAUUACCGACACGGUGAGAUGAAAAUAAUUGCACUUUCAGCCAUGCGCUUUAUCGACGGCCCCUCACAUAUCUACGAUAGAUGAAAGCCAGAUUCCGCUUUAGAGGAUCUGUCACAGACGAACACGGCGGGACGCGCAGUGUUUCGUCUGUUUCCGGUGUGCAAAAACUAUAUCAUUAGCUGCAAGUAGAGAUUAACGAAGCGUGCCGAGGUGUUCCGUCACUGAAAAAGGGCAGGGUUUUAACCUUGACGUUAAAAAUAGUUGCUACGAAUUUGUUUGAAAAGAUGUGAAGCUUCUCCCUUUUUAUCCUUGUUGGGAUUGAGCAUGGCGGAGGAGGAGGACAAAUCCAGCCUAGAGGCAAAAUUUGAUGCCGCAGUUAGAGUGAUCCGGAGUUUGCCUGAGGAUGGUCCUUACCAGCCAUCUGAUGACAUGAUGCUGAUGUUCUAUAGUUACUACAAACAGGCCACCUUGGGACCAUGCAACAUCCCCAGACCAGCUGGCUUCUGGGACUCUCGUGGAAAAGCUAAAUGGGAUGCAUGGAGUUCUUUGGGGAAUAUGACAAAGGAGGAGGCCAUGAAGAAUUAUAUUGAGGACAUCCAGUUGAUUUUGGAGACCAUUCCGGUCUCAGAGGAAGUGUCAGACCUGGUGGAGAAACUCGAUAGCUUCUACACAGAGGUAGAGGGAGGAGGGGAAGAGGAUGGAGAAAACGAGGUGGACAAGAAACCCUUCACAAGGCCUUUUGCAAGACAAUCAGAGCGGAGUAGCCCAAACCCAGUGUUACUCGGGCUGCAGGGUAGGAGAUGGAGAUCUGAUGAAAGAGGGUCUAGCUGCAGCCUGGAGCCUAGUUUCUCCUCUGUUACCAAUGGGACCCACAGCUCCCUCAACAGUGAGGUGGAGGAGGAGGAGCUGGUCUGCUCCAUUGAGCCGCGUGUUGAAAAGUCCUACAGGCACCUCAAUGGGCACCUCAGUGAUCACAGCAAUGCUAUUUCCGAGGAGAACUAUCGACCCACAGACUCAGAUAACGAAGAGUUCUGUGACUCAAUGGAACAUCUAGCCAUAGAGGAGGGGUUGGGUACUUCAAAAGUCUACUCAUCUGGAUCAAGAGGGGCAUCAGCAAAGCGAAAGAACCACAUUUGGGAUGAGACUAAGAUGGCAUUAAAGUUGAACCGAGAGGAUGUUCCUGUCCUCGAGGGACCCCUUCUCAAAUUAGAGCUUAGUACAACCCAAGCCAGUAGCUCCUUGUCAAAGAGAGGGAUAGGGUCCCAGUCCCCAACGGUCCCCUGUGGCUCCCAGCUGUGUGUGAAUGUAGAGGCCGCCUGCUGUUGUGCUUCACAGAGCAGACAUUCCUGGAGCAUUGACAGGGGUAACAUCAAUGAGCAGAUAGCCAAUGCACUGCUGAGGCUACAGGAUGACAUGGCCAAUGUGCUCCACAGGCUCCAUACCCUGGAAGUCCUGACUGUCUCACAGUCAAGAUCCCCUUCACCAAGGCAAGAAGACACCCUAAGACUUGCACGAAAGAGACCAUCUUGGUGGCCUUUUCACUUGUCUCCAAUCUCUUUGGUAUUGACUACAGUCUGGCCUUUGAUUGCCCACGGGCUAGUCCAGCUUUACUUACAGCGGAAGAGAAGGAAAAUUAGCUGAAUCCAGCUGAAUUUUACAGAUCAGUCACAAAACAUGCUCUGCUUAUGUGGAUGAAACUUUAGUUUGGAGCUUGCUGUUACUUUUUUAUGCCACUGAUGGAGAGCGGUCACUCACUACAAGUAAUGGAUAGGCUACAUCAGGUAAAUGUAUGUCUUAACAGAGGGUUACUACAGGAAUACAGUGUAGCAUCUGCAGUAAGACAAGACUGCCUUUAGAAAUGCUUUGGAAAUAUUCUUUGGAUUAACAUAUCAUAAACGUAGGCACUUGCUCAGAGCUGAUACAUUUACUUCAAUGUGAAAGACUAACAUGAAUUAUCAAGGUAGAAAAAGUCACUUGAUCACAUAUCAUAACUCAUAACUUUUAGUUUGUAAAACAGUAAAAAAUAAAAUACUUGUAUCAUGACUGUAAGUAAUUAAUGGGCUUGCACAACCAGUUUUAGCCAUUUAGAUUCAACGUUUUAUUUAUUGUACACUUCAUAAAUAAUAUACUUCUCUGAUGUAUUUGAACUAUAACAUGAUGUAUUAGAAAACUGUAUUUGUGUGUGUGUCAUGAAGUGUAUAUAUAUAUAUAUAUAUAUAUAUACACACACACACACACACACACACAC